Molecule: messenger RNA, 3450 nt
Organism: Colletotrichum scovillei
Lineage: Eukaryota; Fungi; Ascomycota; Sordariomycetes; Glomerellales; Glomerellaceae
Product: ribosome biogenesis protein Urb1
Exons: 2
Coding region: 1-3450 (1149 amino acids)
Biological process (GO): maturation of LSU-rRNA from tricistronic rRNA transcript (SSU-rRNA, 5.8S rRNA, LSU-rRNA); maturation of 5.8S rRNA from tricistronic rRNA transcript (SSU-rRNA, 5.8S rRNA, LSU-rRNA)
Cellular component (GO): nucleolus
Source: RefSeq, a predicted model, not a curated record
AUGCCUAAACGCCCAUCGCGUGGAGGAUUUGAGGGCGCAGAUGCGUCGCGGAAGAGGCAGAAGGUCGUGCAUGAGGCGCCGACUUUCGAAGAGGUUGCUUCUGCGCGGCAUCUGCAGCAGCUUUUGACCUUUGAGCAGGACCAGAAGCGAGCGCGGCAUGGCAUCCAAUCCCUCAAAGUCUUCCUCGACGGCUUCAAUUCCGGCACUGGCGACAACGACGCCCGCUUUGCCCUCCUCAGAGAGUACCUCGAGGCCUCCCGGCCGCGCGACAGCACCGGCGACGACGCCGUCUACCUCUCCGACGUGAUGGAGACCUGGUCCUACGGCGCGCAGGUCAACAACGAGGCCAUGAUGUCCGCCGUGCCCGCCGUGCUGGCCCUGCUCCUCCAGGUUGUCUCGCAGUCCCUCCAGCUCCUGCCCCACGCCCUCGACAUCGCCCGUACACUGCUGCAGGAGCGCCAGCUGAAGCUCAUUGCAAAGUGUCUUUCGGCGCCUAAGGGUAGCGGCUACGUCAUAUCGCCGACGCUGCGGCUGAUGCGCGAGCUCGUGACGCUGGAUGGCGGCACGCUCGCGAGGAGGGUUUUCCGGGCACGGGACCACACAUUUGCGAGCUUUGCAAGAAACUUGGAGAUCCGGCACCUCGGUGCGGACGGCGAGAGGGGGGGCGGCGCGGUGGAGGACCCGUCUAAGCCGUCGGUGCGGACGAAUGCCAUCAAGCUGUUCUUGAGCUGCCUCAAGUUCUUGCCGUCGGAGGCCAAGAAGGAGCUGCUGAUGCUCAAAGAGGUGUUUUCACACCUGACCUUCUUGAUCAAGGACGACCCGCCAUUCUUGAUCGUCGAGCUGCUGGCUGCGCUGAAGAAGAGCGUGCUCUUGGACGAGAAGCUGCCUCGCGAGGUCAAGUUCAGGACCUUCAACACAAAGACUCUGGAUCGGCUGGCGGGACUAUACACGUACAGACACGAUGUCGAGGAAGACGACCAGCCUUCGGUCAGGGAAUCUGUUCACGAGUUUUUGCUCUACACCUGCACAACACCGGGAGCGGGCGUGCUGUACUCUGGAACGGGGUUGUACCCCAAGGAGCUCGAGGACGAGGCGGCGCAGGACGUCAAGAGCUUGGACGACUACGCCCUGGAGCGCGUAGCGUGGAUGGACAAGUACAAGGACGACAUCGCCGUCGCAAAUUUUGUGCUCUCCGAGUUUAUACAAAAGCUGCGUCCGUGGUCGAGUCUGAAGCACAGCGAGCUCAUCGUCGCCAUCUUCCAGUCGGCGCCCGAGCUGGUCGCCAGUUACUUUAUCAACAACAAGUCUUUCACUUUUGAGCCGAAACUAUCCAUGACGUGGAUCGGGUACGCCGCGUUCCUCUUCAACACGGUCAACCUCCCGCUGCCGCCGCACUACGGUCCCACGACGGGCUACCGCCGCGUGCCCCCGCCGACAUCCAUCCUUCUCGACAACAUCCUGCCGCUCCCGCUCAAACAGCGCGACCUGGUAAGGUGUCUCUCGUCAAAGUCUACCCUGGUCUCCUUCUUUGCCGUUCGGAUCCUCGUCCUUGCUCUCCAGAAGCUCCAGGUCGCGUUGAAGAUGCACCGCGAGGCGGCCGAGUCGUCAAAAUCGACCUGGGAGACGGCGAGCCGUAAGCUCAUUGACGAGUUUUGCCAAAAGAUUCCCGAUAUGAAGGAGGUGACAAAGUGCUACAAGGCCAUGGCGGAGGAGAAUGUCCUUCAGCGUGAGGCGGCCAGCAGGCUGCUGCUGCUGUAUUACGAGGUCAUUCCACAGGUCGCGCUGCGUGCCAACUUUGACGUCUCGCCGUUCCUAGUCAACUCGCUUACGCGCCUCGACAGUCGCGCGGACGAGCCGCAGAACCAGGCGCUUGCUCUUAUGGAGUUGGAGAACUUGAUUGCCAUUGCUGGAUACUCGCCCGGUAUGCGGUGGUUUGCCAAGACGGAGGGUCUCGCGGCGUCGCCGUUUGUCGCGCUGCUCAAGUUCUACGUCGAGGCUGCCCAGGGACGACCAAAGUUGAAGGAGGUGCUCGAGUCCGUCGCUGUGCAGCACCAGCUGGUGUUGCAGAAGACCGGCCUCGUCCCUCUCCUCUGCGCCGCGCGGGAGUUGAAGAAGAGCGGCAAGUCGAGGAAUCCGGAUCUCAUCUGGGAGUUUGUCGAUAACUGCGCUGGAAGAUGCGCCGCUUCGCCCCUGAAGUACGUGGACCUGAUGCAGGAAAGUGCCACUCAAGGCGGUGAUGAGGUGUUCUCCAGCUUGCUCUUGGCUACGAUGGUUGAGCAGCUGUCAUUUGUUGCCGACAAGGCCACCGAUAAGAAGGACCUGGAGCUUCUGUCCAAGUUCCUUACGGUGCUCCUGAGUUGCGCGCAGACUAAGGGGGAGACCAAGGCCGUCAUUGGUGCGUUUGCCAAGAAGAUGACCGAGGUCUUGGGAGACCGCGCUUCGGCCGUUAUCCCGAAGACUGACAAGGCUUUGCUCAAUGGCGAGCCUAGGGAUGAGGCUACGGUGGCGGACGAUGCUGGCUCCCAAUUGCAAAGGCAAAACACGAGCGCCAAUGACGAAGAGAUGGAUAAGCAUUCGCUGGAGGUUAUCCUCGACGUCUCUUACGAGCUUGACGACGAUAACUCUGCCCUUCUGAAGUGGAACUCCAAAUCAGUAGAGGACCUCGUUGACGAGGGCUACGCCGCGGCGCUCAUCCGCUUGCUCUGGUCAGAGCACGGCAGUAUCCGCCAGGAAGCCCUCACCAACAUCCUCAAGAUGGCAGCCAAGUUCAAGGAGUCCAACUAUGAAGAAAAGGACCAAAUCUGGCUCCUCCUUUCAGAGCUGGCAGAAUCCUCCCGCGCCCUCGUGACCCGUGGCCCCGUCGCCUCGCCCCUCGUCUCCUUCGCCAUCGCCUCCCUCGAGGUCCUCAAGAACCCACUGCACUGCCUCUACGCCAAGGUGAACAGCUUCCUCACGCGCGGUCCCGUGUGGCAGCACGACAAGGUGCCCCUCGCGCACGACAUCCUCCACGGCGCGCCGUCCGAGGACGAUCGGUACUAUACCGAGGUGAGCUGGCUGCUGGCGUACCUGCUGGACGGCCUGCGGACGCCGGCGGACCUGGCCGUGUACCAUCAGAAGAAGUGGUUCGAGAAGAUUUUCGCGCUGGCGGGGAACCCGUAUAUGCGGGCGAAUUUGAGGACGAGGAUCUUGAGGAUCUUGUGGCGGGCGACGUGUAUCGAGGGCGGGAGCACGACGUUGGCGACGAGGUUUGGGAUUGUGAGUUGGUUGGAGGUGCAGGAGGCCCGGUGUGGCGGCGGCAGCGGCAGCGAUGGCGUUGGAAAGGUUGAUGCUGAUACCAGGGAGACGAAGCAGUUGUACCGCGCUUUGAGGAGGCGGGUUUGGGAGACUUGUGAUCAGGAGAGGGUUGGGGAAUGGAGCCGGAAGGCCGUUCCCUUGGGUUUGGAGGGUUGA